CUCACCAAUCAGGAGCCGGAGGUCCGAAGCAGCGUCACCGACUCGAAGCCGGUCCCACAGCUUAAGAGGAGCGACUGUGCCUUGAUUAUUACACUUUUCUCCUGUUCACAGAGAAAGAAGAAACAAUGGCAAGAACCAAGCAGACCGCUCGUAAGUCCACCGGAGGCAAAGCCCCCAGGAAGCAGCUGGCCACCAAGGCUGCCCGUAAGAGCGCCCCGGCCACCGGCGGCGUCAAGAAGCCUCAUCGUUACAGGCCCGGUACCGUGGCUCUCAGAGAGAUCCGUCGCUACCAGAAAUCCACCGAGCUGCUCAUCCGCAAGCUCCCUUUCCAGCGCCUGGUCCGUGAAAUCGCUCAGGACUUCAAGACCGACCUGCGCUUCCAGAGCUCCGCUGUCAUGGCUCUGCAGGAGGCCAGCGAGGCUUACCUGGUCGGUCUCUUCGAGGACACCAACCUUAGUAUAGUAUUAAAGAUGAGUGGAAGAGGAAAAGGCGGCAAAGGGCUCGGAAAAGGAGGCGCCAAGCGUCAUCGUAAAGUUCUCCGUGACAACAUCCAGGGAAUCACUAAGCCCGCUAUCCGGCGUUUAGCUCGCCGCGGUGGAGUCAAGCGUAUCUCCGGUCUGAUCUACGAGGAGACCCGCGGUGUGUUGAAGGUUUUCCUGGAGAACGUUAUCCGUGAUGCCGUCACCUACACCGAGCACGCUAAGAGAAAGACCGUGACUGCCAUGGAUGUGGUCUAUGCUCUCAAGAGGCAGGGACGCACUCUCUACGGCUUCGGAGGUUAAACUACAAACUCCUUCAUCAAACAACACAAAGGUCCUUUUAAGGGCCACACAGCUUGUCAAGAUAAAGACAGAAGUUCCUUGUA
Molecule: messenger RNA, 865 nt
Organism: Mugil cephalus (flathead mullet)
Lineage: Eukaryota; Metazoa; Chordata; Actinopteri; Mugiliformes; Mugilidae
Product: histone H3-like
Exons: 3
Coding region: 126-782 (218 amino acids)
Cellular component (GO): nucleosome
Molecular function (GO): protein heterodimerization activity; DNA binding; structural constituent of chromatin
Source: RefSeq, a predicted model, not a curated record